AUGCCUCCUAAGCUCCGCUCCAGCUCCAGCUCUGCAGGGACAGCGAAAGAACGAUAUCCAGCCGCAGACAAGGCCGUUGAACGAGGAAGAGAUGAUAGAAGUGUGACAAAGGCCACCACGAGAACAGCCGGGGCGAGCCCCACGAAGCUGAAAGAAGAUUCGCCUAUUAAGAAUAUCCCUCCAACUCAUCUACUCGAUGUGUAUGUGUUUGGAACUAACUGCUACGGCGAACUUGGACUGGGAGAUCUGACAAGGAAAUCGGAAUUGCUGCGCCCCGUUCUCAACAAAAAGCUAGAUGCGCGAAAUAUUGGAGUCGUUCAUAUCGCUGUUGGGGGCGUUCAUUCUGCGGCCCUUACGCAUGACAAUCAAAUUCUGACAUGGGGCGUUAAUGAUGAAGGGGCUUUGGGAAGAGAUGUUAAGCAAUAUGGGGAUGAGGAUGCGGGCGAUGUGGAUAGCGGCAAAAGCGAUGUCCCAUCAGAAGCUACGCCACUGCCUGUGGACCCGUCGUACUUCGGAAGCGGCAUUGUUUUUUCUCAACUUGCUGCCUCGGAUAGUGCGACCUUUGCUUUAACAACGGACGGCCUGGUAUAUGGCUGGGGAACUUUCCGAGGGGCUAAUGGAGGAGUUGGGUUCUCUCCCUUAAGCAAGCAAGAGCAACGAACACCUCUUCUGAUCCCUCUACAUGAUGUCGUCAAAAUUGAUGCUGGUGCACAACACGUGCUAGCAUUGACAUCAAAAGGUACCGUUUUUAGUUGGGGCUGUGAUGAACAGAAUCAACUUGGAAGAUGCCGAGCAAGUCGUCAUCAACCUCAUCCUCUAGAACCCAAAUUAUGCGCUCUCCCAACCGGGAUCAGAGACAUUGGGGUGGGGCUGUAUCACUCUUUCGCUAUCCAUAAAAAGGGUGACGUAUAUGCAUGGGGCUCCAAUAAUUUUGGCCAAACCGGCGUUACAACGAGCGCCGGUCAGAACGAUGCAAUCGUGGCAUAUCCAAAUAAGGUUCCUGGUCUGAAGAAGUAUGGCCUACUUGUCUCGAUUUCCGGUGGAAAGGAUCACAGCAUGGCUAUCACUGAGCAAGGUGAAUGUCUCAUUUGGGGUCGCAUUGAUAAUAAGGCACUUGGCAUUGCACUCGAAGAUAUGCCUCAAGCAGACAUCAUUUAUGACACAUAUGGUAGACCACGAAUAUUGAAACGGCCUAAUCUUCUGACCGGGGUGGGGGACAAAAUUACUUUCGGAACUGCGGGAACUGACCACUCCUUCGUGAUCACAGAAUCCGGGACGGCCUAUAGCUGGGGUUUUAAUGCCCAAUGUCAGGCUGGUCAGCCCGGUUUGGAUGAGGUCGAAAGGCCAACUCUUCUUCACAGCAAGUAUCUCGAAGGGAAGAAGCUGGUUUCGCCAGCCGCCGGUGGUCAGUUCAGCGUCGUCUUUGCAGAACAUUCGACAAAAGACUCGUGCAUGUGA
Molecule: messenger RNA, 1458 nt
Organism: Penicillium longicatenatum
Lineage: Eukaryota; Fungi; Ascomycota; Eurotiomycetes; Eurotiales; Aspergillaceae
Product: RCC1-like domain-containing protein
Exons: 4
Coding region: 1-1458 (485 amino acids)
Cellular component (GO): cytoplasm
Molecular function (GO): guanyl-nucleotide exchange factor activity
Source: RefSeq, a predicted model, not a curated record